This is a messenger RNA of Castor canadensis (American beaver), 2697 nucleotides long. RefSeq names its product actin related protein 2 (gene Actr2). NCBI's taxonomy places the organism in Eukaryota, Metazoa, Chordata, Mammalia, Rodentia, Castoridae. The record is from RefSeq and is a predicted model, not a curated record.
GGGAGGGGCCGCGAAGAGGGAGUAGGAGGAAGCGGCAAAGGGCCGGGUGGCGGUGGCUGUGGGUUGUGCGACGGCGGCGGCUCUUCCCAGGGCGGACGAUGGACAGCCAGGGCAGGAAGGUGGUGGUGUGCGACAACGGCACCGGGUUUGUGAAAUGUGGAUAUGCAGGCUCUAACUUUCCAGAACACAUCUUCCCAGCUUUGGUUGGAAGACCUAUUAUCAGAUCAACCACCAAAGUGGGAAACAUUGAAAUCAAGAAUAACAAAAAGAUGGACCUAAUGGUUGGUGAUGAGGCAAGUGAGCUUCGCUCAAUGUUAGAAGUUAACUACCCAAUGGAGAAUGGCAUAGUACGAAACUGGGAUGACAUGAAACACUUAUGGGACUAUACAUUUGGACCAGAGAAACUUAACAUAGAUACCAGAAAUUGCAAAAUCUUACUCACAGAACCUCCUAUGAAUCCAACUAAAAACAGAGAGAAGAUUGUAGAGGUAAUGUUUGAAACUUACCAGUUUUCUGGUGUGUAUGUAGCCAUCCAGGCAGUUCUGACUUUGUAUGCUCAAGGUUUAUUGACUGGUGUGGUGGUGGACUCUGGAGAUGGUGUGACGCACAUUUGCCCAGUGUAUGAAGGCUUUUCUCUCCCUCAUCUAACUAGGAGACUGGAUAUUGCUGGGAGGGAUAUUACCAGAUACCUUAUUAAGCUGCUUCUGUUGCGAGGAUAUGCAUUCAACCAUUCUGCUGAUUUUGAAACAGUUCGCAUGAUUAAAGAAAAACUGUGUUAUGUGGGAUACAAUAUUGAGCAAGAGCAGAAACUGGCCUUGGAAACCACAGUAUUAGUUGAAUCGUACACACUCCCAGAUGGACGAAUUAUUAAAGUUGGGGGAGAGAGAUUCGAAGCACCAGAAGCUUUAUUUCAGCCUCAUUUGAUCAAUGUCGAGGGAGUUGGUGUUGCUGAGUUGCUUUUUAACACAAUCCAGGCGGCUGACAUUGAUACAAGGUCUGAAUUCUAUAAACACAUUGUGCUUUCUGGAGGAUCUACUAUGUAUCCUGGCCUGCCCUCGAGGUUGGAGCGAGAACUUAAACAGCUUUACUUAGAACGAGUUUUAAAAGGAGAUGUGGAAAAACUUUCUAAAUUUAAGAUCCGAAUUGAAGACCCACCCCGCAGAAAGCACAUGGUAUUCCUGGGUGGUGCAGUCCUGGCCGACAUCAUGAAAGACAAAGACAACUUUUGGAUGACCCGACAAGAGUACCAAGAAAAGGGUGUCCGCGUGCUGGAGAAACUUGGUGUGACAGUGCGAUAAACUGCAAGGCUUGUUUCCAUCACACCCCUAACGCUUUCUUUUUUCCUCUAUUGCCAAUCUUUGAACUCAUUCAACUUCAGGAUGUGGAACAGGCCUCUCUGUGCCCUUUGACUGGAAAGGUCAAGUUUUAUUCUGGUGUAUUGGGAAAGCUUUGUUGAAUUUUUGUUAAUGUGGGUUAAUCUGGCUGUUUAAUGCAACCACUUCCCUACAAGCAACCGGAGGGCAAAGGGUCCUGUCUGCUGCUUUGUUUCCUCUAAGUAAGCAUUUAGAUCUCUCCUGUAGGCUUCCUAUUUUCACUUUACUGCUCUAAUGCUGCUAGUUUAGUCUUUAGCACAGUAGGUGGUAUGCCUCUAUUAGCAUAAGAAAAAACUUCCACAGGAGCUUUUACAUAUUACUGGGUGGGGGGAUGGUUAGGGAUGGGUGGGCAGCCCUUGAACCCUUUAGGGUAUUUUCUCUGUAGCUGUGCUUUCAACAGAUACUGCUGUAGCUUUACAUACUUUAAAGCUUCUCCUAUUAACAUCUUAGUGAAAUAUUAAGCUCAGAACUAAAGUGUUUUGGGUAGGUUUUGUGUGGUGGAGGGAGUGGGUGGUCUCUUGAUUGUGAUUUUUGAGGUUUUCUGCUCCAGGGUACAUAGGAUGAACCUUAUUUACAGUACUUUGAAUUGGCAAAUUUUCUUUUGAUCUGUCUGGAACUGAUUCUAUAUGAUAAGCAAGUGUAGUAUUCUAUUACCAUGUGGCUUAAGGGAUUUAUUUGUUUUUAAAAAUCAGUGAUAUCGGCUGGGACUAGACUCCCUAGAAUCUAUCAAUGGAAAAGUAACUUUUAAAAACACUUUUUAAAAUUUGAAUUACAGAUAAAAAAGUGUUUGAGAACUGGUGUUUUCUAAAUGCUUCUAUUUAUUUCAGAAGCAUUAAGAAGUAGUAAUCCAGUGCUAAGCACCAUUCUUGCAAAUUACUCUUUUAUGUAACUGAUCAGUGCUUGUUUAAUAAAACACGCAGAUGCAUGUACAUAAUUACUGGCAGUAGGUCAUAAUUGUUGUGUUAAAAAUGACAUUGGAAUAUGGGACUUGAUGCCAGUUGAAUCAUUUUCAUUUUUGUUUGUUUUGAUUUGAGACCUGGAAGUGGAAUAAAAUUUGACUAUUUAAAAUGUUGGCCAAAAGCAAUCAAGAUUUAAAUAUGCAUUUUUACUGAAAACUAAUCAUAACUGCUAAUUUGUAGCCAUCUUUCAUACUUGAAAGAAGAGUGGCUGGAAUUUUGUAAAUAUUGGCAAACCUUCCUGCCUGUGUCAGUGAACCCUACUUAUAAGUCCAGUUGUCACUGCUUGCUGUCUGAGAAAAUAUCAGUUAGCACCCAAAUGGGAGUUCUUUCUAAAUUUGAAAAAUAAAAUAAUGAGAAACUAUAUC